Schistosoma spindalis is the source of this 3036-nucleotide messenger RNA. NCBI's taxonomy places the organism in Eukaryota, Metazoa, Platyhelminthes, Trematoda, Strigeidida, Schistosomatidae. The record is from the annotation of a GenBank genome assembly.
AUGGAGUGCAAAAGACAAUCUGAACUGGAACUUCUAGCCAAACUUGAGGAAAAAAAUCGAGCUCUUUUUUCAGAUGCUAAAGUCGUUCCAUCUUUACAUACUCGUCGACGAGAAGGUUCUUUAUCGAGUAGCAUUUCCACUGGAUCUGGGCAGGAUGAUACACGAAGCAACGGAACAUCUUCGCUGCAGCCUAACGGUAAUGGAACACAUGGGUCGUCGAAAUCGAGUAACGCUUCUGGAGUUUCGAUUCCUUUAAUGAUUGGUUGGACUGUUGGAGCACCAAUUAGCAGUUCUAUUCGUGAACAGUGGGACUAUGUGAUAAAUAAUUGGGAUCAAUGUUCGAAAAAGAAAUCCUAUGUUUCUGAUCUUAUUAAAAAAGGUGUUCCUGAUGAAUUUCGUCCAUUAAUUUGGCAAUUAUACUGUGGAGCUUAUGAUUCAAUUGUUAAAAAACAUUAUCAUAAUUAUUUGUUAGUUAAUUCACCGGUUGAAAAAGCUAUCCGACGUGAUAUUGCACGUACAUUUCCUAAACAUGAUUUAUUUAAAGAUGAAAAUGGUUGUGGUCAAGAAAGUUUAUUCCGUGUAAUCAAAGCGUAUUCAGUUCAUGACCCAGAAGUGGGCUAUUGUCAAGGCUCAGCAUUUAUUGUUGGAUUAUUAUUAAUGCAGAUGCCUGAACUUAAUGCAUUCGCUGUACUUGUUCAAUUAAUGAAUGAUUAUCGACUUCGUGAAAUGUAUAAACCAUCUAUGAUGGAACUUGGCGUUUGUAUGUACCAGUUAGAACAAUUAGUUGCUGAUAAUUUACCCGAAUUGUAUACGCAUUUUCGUACACAAUCAUUUGCACCAAGUUUAUAUGCAUCAGCAUGGUUUUUGACAUUGUUCUCUACUAUUCUACCUAUACCAUGUGCUACACGUGUUAUGGAUUUUUAUAUUGUUGAGGGCCUUCAAUUCAUAUUUAAAUUAGCUUUAUCUAUAUUGAAAUUUUCUGCUGACAAUUUGUUAAGAUGUGAUAUGGAGUCAAUGGUUGCAUUCCUUCAACAUGAAGGACCAUUAGCGUGGGAUAAACAUUCGACUACUAUAUUUGAAAAUGCUUGUUCGCUUAAAUUGAAUACAAAAAAGAUGAAAAAAUUAGCGAAAGAAUACAUGACAAUGCGUAGUCAAGAACGAGAGGAACAAAUUGAAUUACGUCGUCUUCGUACUGAAAACGGAUUAUUAUUACAACGUUUAGCUCGUUUAGAAGAGGAAAGUGGAGUAAUGGCUGAUCGUUUAGUUAAAUGUCAAUUGAUUCGAGCACAAGAAGCUGAAACUACCAUUGCAUUACGUUGUGAAUUAUCUAUAUUAAGACGUGAAUAUGCUAAUUUAAACUCUAAUUCCCAUUUAAUAACUAAUGAAUUUUUAUUGAAUAAUAAUAAUAAUGAUAAUAAUAAUAGUACUGAAAACAAUGAUGAACAACAUAAAUUAUUAUUGAAAUCAGCCACAAUGAAUAAUGAUGAUGUACUACCAAUAAAUGAAAAAACAAUAAAUACCACUAUUUCCAAUACAGUCUCUAUGGAUAAACCAACAAUCACAAAUAUAUCUAACACAAAUCAAAAUUAUAUCAUUAAUGAUACAGUACAUCAAUCACUUGUUGAUGGUUUCUCAUCACCUAAUUAUAAUAUUCAGAAGGAUUAUACUACUAAUCAUACUACUACUAAUAAUACUUGUUCUUCUUUGUUAAAUGAACAACAAUUAAAUAAUUCAUAUGAUUUUUGUACAUUACCAAGAUCAAGAAAUCGUGAUUAUCAAAUAAAAGAUAAUAAUUAUAUUGAAAUGAAAAAUGAUGAAUUAUUAUCAAGUACAGUGAAUCAAUUGCAAACCGAUUUAGUGAAUUCACGUUUUAAUGAAGCAGAUGCUAAAAAAGUAUUACAUGAAUUACGAUGUAAAUUACAUGAAUUAGAAGAGUCAAAAUCGGAUCAAUCACUUCGAUCAACUGAACAAAUUGCUGUAUUAAAAGAUGAAUUAUUUGGUGCAAAACUUCGAGAAACAGAAUUAAUAAAUCAAGUAGAAGAGUUAAAAAGAAGAUUUGAUGAUUUGAAUUCACUUUGGCAGGCACAUCUUGGGAAAUGUAAAGGUGUUAACAAUGAUACAAAACGUUCUUCACUUUGGAUUGGUUCUUUAAACUCACUGGAUUCACAUGAGACGAAUUUUAAAAUGAAAUUUUCUGACCGACUACUUGAAACACGAUUCGUCAAUCAAAUCAGUAGUUUAAAACAACAGAUUACUGAUUUAACUGUACAACGAGAAUUAUCUGAUCGUCGAGCUGAUCGUUUAGAUAAACGUGUCACUGAACUACUCGAAUCACGUACAGCUUUUCAAACAAGAGAACGUGAAUUAACAUUGGAAUUAAAGCAAUUAGAACAGAAAUGUGCUGAUAUAGAAGCAAAGCGUAAAGCCGAUGGUGUUAUGUGGCGUAGUCGUGAAAUGGAAUUUAAAACUCAACUAGCUGAACGUAAACAAGGUUAUUUGCAAUUAGAAUAUCAAUAUGAAAGUCUACUGACAUCGCAACGUCUUCAAUCAAAAACCGAUAAUCAUGAAUUGAUGCUUAGAAAAUCAUCAUUGGAUUCUGAUAAAAUAUUAGAAAUAACUAAUAACACUAAUAGUACCGCUGAACAUAAUGGUAGUAUUAAUAGUGAUAAUAAUAAUAAUAAUGCUAAUCGUUUUACACUUGGUAGUUAUUUAAAAUUUACUCAACCAAAUCCUUCAUCUGAUCCAUCAAAUUCCAUUGUAUCUACACCAAGAUCAACAAUAGAUAACAAAAUAGUAAAUAAUGAUAAAUCAUAUUGUCCUAUCAAUGGUGAAUUAUAUUCACUGUGGAAAGAUUUACCACCAGCUGUUAUGACUGAGUCAAUUGGUCCAUUAGAAGAUCUUUGUCUUAUACCAGAUGAUCCAAUGAUUACAAGUGUUUACUUGCAUUCAUCUUCAUCAGCAACAUCAACUACUACAACAACGACAACAUCUCCACCGUCAACUCCACUAUCUAUUGUAUCGAAUAAUCAUUUCUAG